CCCCUGAAUAGUGUUUUACAACAAGGCGAAAGAAAUCCCGUUUCGCUAAUGGUAAAUCAGCAAAACGCCUAACCGCCCUUCCCCAGAGAAACCCCAGGUCCCCAACUAAACUGAGUAAACUCCCAGCACAAAUCCCCGAUGGAAAAGUCAAAACCUCCAGCCGAACAAAGCUAACUGACAAUCUCGUAAUUUACAAUCGGAAUGAGAUAAGGAAAAAAUGAAUCACUUUCAGCUAAAAAACAGAUACAGGUAGCAGUGGAUAAAAGAGGGAAAUUCAAGUUCAAAAAUCCAGUGCUUUUGUGUCCUCAAAAUAACGCCUGCUCUCUAGAUUCAUGGAAGACGAUGCCCAGAAAAUGCUCUCGCUGAAGAAGGCGUACGCGGAGAUAAUCCUGAACACGGCAAAGGAGGCCGCAACGCGUGUAAUGGCGUCGGAGCGGAAAGCUCUCCGCUUUCAGCAGGAUUUGCGUGCCACCAAGGACGAGGCGCUCCGAAUGCUCGUCCGCUUGAAGCAAACGUUCGACUCCAAGACAACUGAAGCGGAAAUGGCAUCCUUAAUCCAGCAGGGAAGGAUAGAAGAGCUUGAAGCACAGCUCAAUGAGGCUGAGGAUGUGAUAGCAGGUCUUAGGACAGAUUUGAAACAGGUAUGGGGUGCAUUGGAGAAGGUGAAAAGUAACCAAGCGCAACCUUUAAAUGGACAAAUAAAAAAGGCACCUUCUCAUGAAAGUGCAGCAUCUGAGUCCAUCAGACCCAAUCUUUUAAACGCAGGAUUUGAAACCAUGACAAUUUCUGACAUGAAGAAUGCACCAUUGAAUGAGAGAAUUUCAGUUGAGGAGUGCUGUAAUACAACAAAAGAAACUGAACAAGUGUUGGAUAAUUAUUACGCCAAUAAAUCUGAUUUUGCCUCCAUAAUCAUGAAAAUUGAGGAACCUGAGCUGUAUAGAAAAGGACUUACACAGAGAGUUUGUGCAUUUGAAAGAGACUUCCUGGAUGGAGAAGUGCCUCCUUCUAGAGAUGAAAUUGAUCGACAUUCUCUAAAAAAGAAUGAGUUGAUCUCUAAAGUGAGUGAGAAGGAUGAAGUAAAAUGUCUUGAACCCUCUACUAUGACAAGCGACACAGAAAUGGUGAAUUCCUCAAUUGGUGAAGAAGUAAAUAACCGAAUUAAGAUCAGCACAUCACAAAGAAGAAAGAUACGAUUUGGGAAAGCCAAAGCUACUUCAUGGAUGUCUGGUCCCAGUCCUGUUCAGGUCAUGAAACUUUGUCAACCAUCUUCAUUUCUUUCAUGUUGUAAUGCGUAUUCAGUCAACAGGAAUGUUAAAUCUGCUGAGAGCUCCUGUACUCUUCUGUCUAUCAACACAGAAAAAGGGGAAGUUUGCCAAGGGAAAGGAAAAGAGGAGAUGAAAAUUAGGGAUGCCACUGCGUCAGUCAGGUCUCCUUCUGAUCAGCUUAACAAACAUUGUCAGCUAUCUUAUGUUCUCCCCCACUGCAGAACAUCUUCAUAUUCAACGAAUGGAAAUGUCAAAACUGGCGACGAGGGGUUGAAAAUAAAUGAAACUGAAUCAAAGAUAAAGCCAUUGACCCGUUUGGAUCCAGGAUUGACGUUAAUCACACGUGAUGUAGAUCCUAGAUCAGGCUCUGCUAAUAUUACUGUGCAUAUUAAGGCAAGUAAUGAAUCCGGAGUUGUCAAGAAUGUAGGGCAGAAGGACAUGGAGUUGGGAGAUGAGUCUGCCUUGGUAGAACAUGAAGGUAGUGCUGCAGAGAAAUUGAUGAACCCAAGCUCAGAGUUGAACCUUGGGAUGGUCAACAAAUCACUGAUGAACGCUAAUUUGAAAGAUGCUGAAGCAUCUGAAGAAAGCAAUGGUUCUCCUAGUCAAGCAGCCUGCAACAGGCUUCUCAGGUACACCUUUCAGAGGAAACGCAAGAAGGAAUUCUUGAGCAAACCUGAGGAAGAUAUUUCUCUUGAAAGCAGCACCACUAAGAGGAGGUUGGGAGAGAACCAAAGUGAUACCCAAAAACUACAAAACUCUAACUUAAUCAAUGACUCAUCUAGAGACAGUCGUCGACUAGCUCAGGUUGCUCGUCAGCUAAUUUCUUUGUCCGGAAAAAGAUGGCGGUAGUAAAGGCAACCGUUUCUUACAUCCAAAUUCCAACUAGUGUAAAGUUGGAUAUCAUUGGUCAUUCAAGAAACAUAACCUUAAUUUGGGAGAUAAUUGAGGUUCUCAAGAAAAUGCUUUUUGUGAAGGAAUCUGAUAGUUUUCUGCUGGUUGCACGCAGAGAGAGGGAGAGAGAGAGAGGGAGAGAUUCGGCAUUAAUGUUUAUAGUUUGGAGUCUUUAGACACCAAUUUUUGUCGACAGGAGAGAUUUUACGCCGUUGGAUGUCCAUGCUUAACUUGAAUUCUUGUUUUUUAUUUUUUAUUUUUUGGUAUAACCAGCUUUAAGUUAGUUUUGCUCCUUUUUUUAAUAUAUUCUCCUUUCCAUCUAAA
Molecule: messenger RNA, 2480 nt
Organism: Carya illinoinensis
Lineage: Eukaryota; Viridiplantae; Streptophyta; Magnoliopsida; Fagales; Juglandaceae
Exons: 4
Coding region: 333-2114 (593 amino acids)
Source: RefSeq, a predicted model, not a curated record